Messenger RNA from Pelmatolapia mariae (spotted tilapia), 9297 nucleotides. RefSeq lists its product as uncharacterized. NCBI's taxonomy places the organism in Eukaryota, Metazoa, Chordata, Actinopteri, Cichliformes, Cichlidae. The coding region runs from base 56 to 1969 and encodes 637 amino acids. The record is from RefSeq and is a predicted model, not a curated record. The transcript is spliced from 4 exons.
AGGAGGCACACUUGGUGAGGAAGGAGGGGUGGAGAGCUGGGAUGCUGUCCUUGAGAUGGUCAACACUUUGUGGGAUGACGGUUGGGAUAAAGGAGGAGCAGGAGGAGGAGCAGGAGGUGAUACAGACUCCCUCUCGGGCUCCCUGCAGCGCUGGCCUCUCCUCCGACCCCCCAUCGGGUUCGGAGGGUCCCACCCUCCCUCCUCAGCCGCCUCAGAGCUCAGCCUGACGGAGCUGGAAAGGAGAGCCCGGGAGCUGGACUCUGACCUGGAGCACCUCGACCUGUCUCAGCCCCACAGUCAGGAAACGUACCCAGCGCUCCUGGAGCCUCAGAGGGAGCGAGCGGACAUGUACCAAACUCACCCCGGGCCUCAGAGAGAGAAGGCUGCCCUGCACACAGGGGUGGGCAGCAGGUCCCAGGUCAGCUUGGAGCUCAGUACUACAGCCUCACCGGCUACAGACGCUGACAGACCUCCCGGCUCCUGGUCAACCAAAUCUGCCGGGACGUCCACCACUGGCACAAGCUCUGCUAAAGAGGACAGCUCUCCAGACUCCAACCUGACGCUGGAGUCCGACUCAAGCGGCGUCUUCCUCUCCUUAUCCAAUCAAAGCCAGGAGGAGGCCGGCUCUGACAGUGACCAGCCAAUCAGUGGCUCCGACCUGGGCAGCAGCAGCACGUCGCUGGAGAAAGAUGGGGACGAUGGAGGGUUAAAGGAGUGGGGGAGGGAGGAGAGCGCGGAGCUACAAUGGUGCUACCCGUCACUCCUCAACACGUGCUCGCAAGAAGACAUCGAAGGCGAGAGGGAGGAGGCGGGCCGCGGAAACAUGGAGGAGGAUGAAGAGAGGGGAGAAGGCGAGGACAGAAGGAGGGAUGGGAAGAUGGGAAUGGUUUCAGUCAUCAAGAAGCCGUUAGAGCAGAGCGUUAUUAAGAGCUCCAUGGCUCUGAGAAGUGAGGACAUGCCCCCCAGGAAAAAAGUCACCCUCAUGGGAAUAGACUCCCCUCUUCCUCUGUCUCCUUCAAAGCAGCCAAUCAAACACUUUCUAGAUCCCAACCAGAAGCCAAUCAGAACAUCAGGGCUGGACUGUGGCGACAUAGAUCCCUUCGUCCAGUCGGACAGCUUUGUUUACCUUGCUGUGUCUGCAAGACCUGCCUCCAAAGGUGAAGUCACCACGGUGACAGAAGCCCACGACGUGAAAAAGGACAGUAUACACCACCACACACACGGCACGAAAACGCACGUGGAUCAGCCUAACCCCAACCGGGACGCCAAGCCAAUGCAGCUCGCCCCACAGAAGCCAGAGGAGGGAGAUUUCCUGUGCACCGACAGCUUCGUCUACCUGGCAGCUCCAGCCUGCCUCCUGCUGGGCCCUCCAGGAACUACAGCCUACAGCGGCAAGGAGUCUGAUUCGGAGAGCUCAGGUUCGGGACCUGUUGACGUGUCGGUGCUGGGUUGCGGUUCAGUGGCAGGGGACAGCGACUGGGACUCGGACCUGUCCGACUCCGAUCCGAGCCGCUCGUCGAGGACCUCCGCUGCCGGGAGCAAAUCUGGCCGUCCGAAGCGGCUGCCCGCCGAACCCGACUGGGACUUAUUCGGAGACACCACUGAACCCGAAGUGCUGAGCGAGCUCUUCACGGAGCAAGACAGGAACAACAACGGCAGAGCAGAGAGAGUUUCCGGGGUUACCACCAGCAUGGCAGCAACACCAUCCGUCCCCACGGCAACUCAACCCGCCACUCCACCGUUGAAGAGGAUGUCGACCGUGGAGCAGUCAUCGACGAAGAAGGUGACGUGGCAGUUUAAACCCGCUCAGAGGUCAGUGUGCACGGGAAGCAAGAAGGACAAAGAGAGGGAAGCGACGUCAUCAUUGGCAGGAAGGUUUACUGAAUUCGGAGGUGGCGAGAUCUACAGACCCACCCCUUCAUCUUCGUCGUCUUCGUCAUCGUCACCGUCGUCAUCGUCAUCCGGCUGAAUUCUGAAAGAAAAGCUUGUUUGGAGAAGCUUUCGAUGGGCCGAAGAAAGGUAGAGACGACCUUUAGCUCCUGUAGACCUGCAGCUUUUGCCUGUCCGUUCCGAAUUCUGCAUUUCGCUGCUGCCGUUGCCUUCGAUGACCUUGUAAAGGCUGCGUUGCAUUUUCUUCAGUUAGUCAACAAGUUAUUGUUAUUAUCAUAUAUCACUUUAAGUUGGGACGGUCUUCCCAGAAACAGCACCGUUCCUGUAGAGUUUUACUGACUGUCGGUUGUUUUUUUCAUUCAUACGUUCACGUCUGUUAAAAUGACAGAUCUGAAUAAAUCUGUUGGAUUUUUAUUCUGCUGAAUGUACUCUAAGGGAGGAUCCACCUUCAGACUGAUUUCACAUCUUAUACCAUUAGAGCCAUGCUGGAAUUAAAUCACAGUGAUACGUAAAGUGAUCUGAGUAGGAGAAAGUGGUUUCUGCUGCUCUCUGAUGUUUUACGGAUGUAAGAGUGUAAACGUGUCGCCUGCUCCCCCACGUCUUUGAAGACGGACUUUUACAAACUGGCUGAGUUUGAUCUCUACAGUCUAUGGUGUGUUUUAUAAUCACAGCCAGGUUUACAGUGUAUUUAACAGUGUGAUAGUAUAUUUUGAACAUGGAGAUAAUUAUUGAGCAAAGUAUUAAUAUAUAUAUAUGUGAGUGUGUGUGAUGAAUGUGAACAACUAAUUGAAGGAUUUAACAAUAGAGUUUAAUUUAAAUGGUUUAUUUAUCACUUAGACUGAAAUUGUGAAUGUUAUAAAUGAGCAAUAUGCUUACAGAUACAUGCUAUAUUCUAUGUUUAACGCGCCUUCAUUCAAAGGGAGUCAAAUACGGCUGUUCUGUCAAACCUGCUGGUGUCUCACUGAUACGUGUCAGGUGUUUUUUGGUGAGGGUCAAAUUUGAAACAGCUGCCAAAUUCACAUGUAGAAGCAGGAGAGUUGUCAGUGAUCAACCAAAUACCGCGGUCAUGUUUGGGUUAAAAUAUGUUUGCAACACGACACACUGACAGGAUGUUUCAGGAUACUCGGCACGUUUGAAUCAAGUGGAAAACUUGUGCAGUCAGUGCUUAAUGUGCAGUUCCUCUAACGCCCAGCAGGGGCUCCAGCAGUGAUAGACUCCCACGUUAAAACUUUACAGCAGAAAUAAACACGUUUACAUCCCCCCUACACCGGGGGAGAGUGGUUUAGGACCUCACUUGUUUAGAUUAUUGGGGGCGUGGCCUCUUUGACUGACAGGUGGAUGGUGACACAGGUGGCUCUAGCUGCUAGCCGUCUGCUAGCUUCACCUGAACUGGACAUCUGGACUGUUUUUGUGCUGUUGAAGCUUUUUUUUACGACAUCAUCCGAUCAAUAACAUGGCUGCUGUGAGGUUACUGUACUAACAGACUGUCCAUGAAGGCAGAGCGAGAGUUUGCUGGGAUUUUAUUAUGUUAUUUAGCACUGAUCAUUAGGUAUCCGUGUCUGUGCGAUGCUCCCAGCUGCAGGUUGCUAACCUCGGUGGCUUCAACUGGCACAGGCUGGAGGGUGGUGCAAUUAAUGUAGCGCUAUUAACAGCUAAUGUGUGGCACAGAUGGAACAUGCAGUGCAGAGAUCAGAGGCUGCAGAGACAGGCAGGGAGCAUGUAGUGCUGAGAAAUCACUGAAUCACGACAAAGAUUUAUUUAUUUACACUCUCUUCUACUGUUUGGGGCUCUUUUAAUAAACAGCUACUUCAGCGUGUUUGAUUUGGGGGAAUCUUACUGUUCCUGACACAACCUCAAAGGGAUAUGUCUCUCCUCCCACGACUGAACCAGGAAGCUUUGAUUCGUUAGGUGAAUGUGGAAACACGAUGGAGCCACUGUUUUUUCAGCUGUGAAAAAUGACAGUAACAUACAAUCACUAACUCAGGUCGUAGUAUAGAAAAGAGUCUAGGUUUUAGGCCCAGCUGGGGCUCUGCUAAAAUGCUCUAUCUGAGGCUCCACAUGGGGGCUUGUUAAACCAACUGUUAGCACAGUGGUUGGGUCCAUCUUUUAUAUACAGUCUGUGGUUUAAACCCAAGGCUCUGUGUUGCUCUAACACCAGCGGUUUGACAGACGCCGUUAUUUGACGCCCAGGCAGCGAGAGCGGGCUGGAGUGUUUAAAUGUAUAAUAAUGGCUGAGUUUGAUUUUUAUUUAUGCAGCCAGAUUUUGAUUGUAAAUGCAGUCUUAGACUCAUGCAGAGGUUUUAUGUGUAACAUUUUUAAUCAUCAGGUAAUUCGGUUUUAAGUGCCAUAAACAGCGAGACCACGGCUGAGAUGAUUGGUCGUCUUUGUCUCACACUGGCUUUAUUUCUGCUCAGAGUACAGACUUCUUCUUUUGUAAUCCUCCCCCUGCCAUCUUUGGCUUUUCUGAGGAGGAUAAACAUGCUGGAGACGUUUUUCUCCUCGCUCCCCGCCGCCGUUUGUCACCGCUUCAGCUCUGUUUGUGCUGAAAAGCAAAGCAAUCCAGGAGAUUUCCCUCCGAAUCCAAAGCGAAGUGCAGCCAGCGGGGAGGCAGGUGGAGCUGCCAGUCAUCCCAGCAGUGGUCCUGCUGUUCAAUCAUUACAUGAUGAAUGUGGUUAUCAUUCACUGAGCUAAAAAAUGGGACAGGCAGCACCUUCCAAAGACAUCGCAGACAUGUCAGGUCACUGAUGAGAGCGGCUGAAAGUCUGUUUUAUGCACGAUGUUGCUGAUAAAGGUCUGACAGGCUAAUCGUCCUUAAUCACAUUUAAUCUUGUUGUUCUUGAUGUAAAAGUGAAAAUGAGGAACAAGGGCCAGAUUUACUAACGGUUCAUCACUUUUAGACCUUUUUCUGGUUUUUAUGAAGCUGCUGUUGACGAGAUACUGCAAUAAGGUCUUGGCCCCUCUCACAGGGACCAAUCAGUGACCCCCGGCAACCUGAGGUUGCUAGGGAAAAAUGAACAUCUCCAACCGGUUUGCCAGAAAUCGCUGAGUGAAAUCAGCUGUAAAGAGGGCGCGGCCCACAGAUGUCCCCGUGAUUGCUGACACGUCUGCAAACACUCGCCAACCGCUGCUCAAACUCGCCUUCAGAAUAAAAGUUGCAUGUUUUAGUUGCCACAGUACAGCAGAGCUUUUACGUUGGAGUCAGAUUUUCUCUGGUUGGUGUUUUUCGGGUUGCAUCGCCGCUCUACAAACAGAGAAAUGGAAAACGUUCGACUCCACACGAGAUGUUUUUCUUCUUUUGUGCGGACACUCAACGACUGCGGAAAUCUGCUGCUCAUCCAAAUAAUCGCAUGGAGGUUUCAGGUGCAGCACUGUAAACCUCCAGCAGCUUCCAGCAGCUUCCAGCAGCCGGUCACCAACCAGGUCUCUGGGCCUGUGUGACGGAAGCCUGCUGGUGUUAUUGAACUUGAAUUCAGAGUGUUAAAUUUAAGAGUGUCAGAGAGCUCAGAGUGUCACAGUCAAGUAAUCAAACCGUUUGUAAAAAUGUCGUUUUAAGGAGCUCUGACCUGUGUUAGAGAAAUGCCUGCAGCUUCUGGCUGCACGGAGCAGUAACAGGAACCUCACUAACACUCGGAUCGGUCAGGAAAUGUUUGAGCAUCCUUCAGGUCAGCUGUUCGUCAGCUGUUCGAGAGUUCAGGGUUAAACGGUAGAACUGAUGUGAAUCUGCACAUGCACAUUUUUGACCUGCUUGGUGCUCGGUUGCUCAGUUGCUCUGUUGCCUGGUUGCGUUGCCCGUUGCUGAACUAAACUGGCUGUGUCUUUGUGUAAAUUUGGUGCACUGCUGGUGGAUCAGAAUGCUCCUGGUUAGUAAAUCUGGCCCCAGAGUUGCUCGUGAUGUUUGAAAUUCUGGAUUUUUAGCCUUGCUGGGAUGAGAUGAUGUUUUUUUGCCAUGAGCAGCUUGAAGCGAGCCGCACACAGAAAGGCUUCAGUGACGACGACGACGAUGAUGAUCUGUGUAAACCGACAGGAUUUGGUCGGGCCUUAAACGCACCUGUCAGGUUCAGUGACAGACUUCCCGGCACAUCCACAGAGGAUUGGAGUGUUUCAUUAACAUGGCUCUAUUUUUAAAGCUGCAGCUUUUUGUUUGGACUGUCUGAAUGUCUUUGAGGUGAAUGUUAAUCAGGACACAGUUAAUGACUGAUGAAGGCUUUUACCCCUCGCGUUAGACUAUUCCUGGAUGGGGUUUUUUGCACAGCGUCACCCCUAAUCCCCGUGAAAGUCAUCAUUUAACAGGAAAAGCAGAAUUAAGCUGUGAGGAGACCCCCUGGGCCCCACUGACCUCCUCUAGUAGGAGAAAUGAACGAGUACACCUGUGCAGGGAUGAGCCUACCGCCCCCGGGCUUUCCUGUGUCUUUUUCUUUGUGGUGAUUUGAUCACAUUUGUUGCACAUAAACACAAAUAAAUGACUACAUCACCGCCAUGAUUAAGAAAAAACAAAGACUAAAGUUUGGUUUCAGCAGAAAAUGAGAUAAAGUGAGCUGCAGGAAAACUACUCCACACGUUUAUUACUUCCAGGCUGGACGACUGUAAUUCAUUAUUAUCAGGAAGUCCUAAAAACUCCCUGAAAAGCCUUCAGUUAAUCCAAAAUGCUGCAGCAAGAGUCCUGACAGGGACUAGAAAGAGAGAGCAGAUUUCUCCUGUAUUGGCUUCCCUUCAUUGGCUUCCUGUUAAAUCCAGAAUUCAAAGUCCUGCUCCUCACAUACAAGGUCUUAAAUAAUCAGGCCCCAUCUUAUCUUAAUGACCUUGUAGUACCAUAUCACCCUAUUAGAGCACUUGGCUCUCACACUGCAGGCUUACUUGUUGUUCCUAGAGUAUUUAAAAGUAGAAUGGGAGGCAGAGCCUUCAGUUUUCAGGCCCCUCUUCUGUGGAACCAGCUUCCAGUUUGGAUUCAGGAGACAGACACUAUCUCUACUUUUAAGAUUAGGCUUCAAACUUUCCUUUUUGCUAAAGCAUAUAGUUAGGGCUGGACCAGGUGACCCUGAAUCCUCCCUUAGUUAUGCUGCUGAUGGUUGUGUGUGUGUGUGUGUUUAUGCUGCUGCUGCAUUAACUCUCUCCCAAACUUUAUUCUGUCUCAGCAGAUUCCCUCUCCGAUCCUCAUUCUGUUGGAAGUUUCUUCCUGUUAAAAGGGAGUUCUUCCUCCUUUCCUUACCAUCUAAAUCAGCCUGAGAUGUGACGUGGUGUUACAUGAACAAAAAGCAGCCCUGCUCAGACUGAAGUUGUCUAAAGCUCCGAGCGACAGCGGCAGAGGACGUUGUCAUGGGAAUGAUUGCAUCUCCAAACUGAGUCUGAACGGUUUUGUGGCUGUUUUUGUCUCCGACAAGCUGCAGCCUUGUUCUCCACCUUCAUCCUGUCCGUCCUCGGUCUCCUCCACCAUCCCCUGAUACCAUCUUUCACACAGUUUGAUUUCAGCUUUCACUGCACAGCAGCACCGUGUCAUCACGUUCCUGCGCAACAUUAACGUAAUCUGCUCCAGCCGCCGUGACCGCUUGCUCUGUAAACAUUAUAUUUAGUCAAACAGAGCAGAAUCUUGCACUGACAGCGGUCACAGUCUGUGUCGCUCGUUCUCUGUUUCACAUGUCUGUGUCUCGUCCUCCUCCACGUCGCCUCGUUUCAUUCUGCAGUCCCGCUCGCAUUCGCCCUGCAGCUGUCGCUCAGACCUGCACAUUCUAAUUACGUGAUUAUCUUUUCUGUUCAGACAAACGGCGCUCGCUCGGAGCUUUUUAGCUGAGACUCGCUGUUUCCUCCCAAAAAACACCAGCGUGCAGCUGCCAGCCAAUCAGAAUGAGUGGCUCUCAGCUGUCACUGUGAAAGCGAUGCAGGUAUUUGGAGAGGCUUUGUCAUAAAUCAGUAAAGGAGUGCUUGUUUUACUUGAAAUCUUUAAAUAAUCAGAUUACCCAAAGCGUUCACAUUUUGCUGCUUUAGCCUCUGCGGACGCUGGGAGGUCUGUAAAGUCGUGCCUGUUUCAUCGAUCCGAGGUCUCGUCACACAAAGUGCAAUCAGCGGGACUCCUUUCAGAGUCGCCUCCUUGUGCACCUCUGGACCACUUCCUGUUUCGAUCACCACUUCCUGUUUCGAUCAUCACUGUACGUCUGGUUCUGACUUCAGGCUGCACUUUGCCUCUGAGCUGCACGCCACAUUCUUUCCACUGACUCAAACUCUUCGUGUGAGAGACGAGGAGGUGGCGUGCGGUGAACGAUGGCUGUGCUGAUGUUCUUCCAUCAGAGGCGCUGACCCUCAGGGGGCUGUUAGGAAGAAUUUUUAAGGUUAAAAAUAUCCCAGCAGCAUGUAGAGACCCACAAGCUCAUAAAUGACCUCUGCACAGUCUCACUUCACCCUCGUGCUCGGCCUGUGGACUCUGAGUCUUCGCUGUAGACGUGCUCCGAACCGGACAUCCUGGGAAAGGUCCAGAGGUGCACACGGAGCUGAGCUUGAAGGAGAGACUGGCUGAAUUUAAAUAAUCGCACCUUCUUUGCUCACUUUGUUUCUAACCCAGCUUCAAAUCGUGCAAAGGAUCUGGGACACAUUCCACCCACUUUUCACACCUGAGCAAUAUAUAAAUGUGGAGGGGUGGGCCGUAUGCGCUGCUGUGAUCCUGGCCCUUUGAUUCUAUAAAAACGAUGUGAAAAUGGCUGCAGAUGCAGUUUCCCCUGCAGCUCCACAGUCGGGUUUUGGGCAGCCUCUCGGUGAUUUGCCGCCAGCUCCAGCUGAGCAGUUCCUUUGAAGCCGACUCUUUCUUCUUGCAGAGAUGAGACGGGGCAUGAUAAAACUAUCUGUGUAGUGACCCGCUCUGCAUGUUUGUCCUGACCCUGUGUUCAGGCCGGAGACUGAGAAAUGGCUGUUUAUGUGACACUGUUCAUUGAUUAAUUUUUUUUUAUUUCUGUAUUAAACUAUUGGCUCUUUCACGUGUUUCAGCUGAAAACCUGCAUCUCACUGGAACAUUUUCUAACCUGCUGCUUCACAGUCUGAUCGACGAACAAAAGCUCAAUAACCGGACCGAACGGACGGACGAGUCAGACGAACUUUAUCGACCUUUGAAUUUCUGUUGCAUCAAACUGUGGCAAAACAUCUAGUUUCACUGUGAUGGAUAAAAACCACAUCCUCUGCUGACUUUUGUAAAAUCAGGCCUGCGUGUAAUACUUUGCUGUUCAUAUCGACGCUGAUCACUGGUAAAGCUUAGCGAUUAAGACCUGAGACGGAUUCUUAGCUGGAAAAUGAUUUAUGUGAAAUCUUUUCGUGUGCCAUAUUCCCAAGCCUUGUUGAAGCGCAUUAUUGUACAAUAAAGACUAAAGUUGAUGGUGGCUGUGACUCUGGCCUGGUUAUUCUGCCUCACCCUUGCAGAAGCAGUAGGUC